AAUGUUGACGGAAAUGAAUGAAGAGCGUGGAUGUGGCAUGGAUGGAGAGCUGGUUACUGAGGAAACUCUACUGAUUCCAUUUGGGGCUAAGCAGCUGUCUGCAGUGCUGUGCAGACCUACUGUCCCACUGCAGGAUGGAGCUGAUGUUGGGGUCAUUUUAUCCCAUGGAGCCGGAGGAGACAUGAACUUCAGACAGUUGGUUUCUCUUGCUCACACUUUAGCAGCUAAGGGCUUCCUCUGUCUGCGAUUCACAUGUAAAGCGCCAAAUCUGGUUUACAGAGUAAAGGCCUAUAGUGCUGUCUGGGACUACUUGAAGACAGAGUUUCCUAUAAUAAAACAUAUCUAUCUUGGUGGCAGGUCAAUGGGGUCCCGUGUGGCCGUGGCUCUGCUCCGACAGUUGAGUGAUGGCACAGAGGAUGCAGCUCGGGGCCUUAUCUGCCUCUCCUUUCCUCUGCACACCGCCUCACAGAGAGACACCUAUCACCAGCGCAGCCAGGACCUCCGGCAGCUGCCUCAACAAACCACUGUCCUCUUUGUGUCAGGGACCCAAGAUGACAUGUGUGAUAGAGAUCUUUUGAACAAAACUGUGGAGGACAUGAAGGCUCAGGUUGAUGUCUUGUGGCUAAAUGGGGGCAGCCAUGGACUCGCUGUAAAAGGGAGAUCUGAGGAUUCAGUGAUGGAGGAAGUCAACUCAUAUGUGACCAUGUGGAUUAGUAAGCAAGUAACUAGAUAGGCAUAUCUUUUGAUUUCAAAGUAUAU
This is a messenger RNA of Periophthalmus magnuspinnatus, 759 nucleotides long. RefSeq names its product testis expressed 30 (gene tex30). The record is from RefSeq and is a predicted model, not a curated record. Lineage: Eukaryota; Metazoa; Chordata; Actinopteri; Gobiiformes; Gobiidae. The coding region runs from base 2 to 733 and encodes 243 amino acids. The transcript is spliced from 5 exons.